UUUUUGUAGCCCGCUCCAACAGCACCAUCUCUGGCAGGUGGUGUGUGCUUUAAAAACCAUACAGUAGGCUCAUGUUUAGGACGAUAGGUAGGUAGUUAUAGGGGGAUAAAUACACUUUAGGUUCUUUAAUUGACGUUUUUUUGGUUGGUAGUGUUAUGUUAGGUGCCAUCUUGUUCCCUUUAAAGCCUAAGGGAUCGCCGUGAAUGAGAUGAACGUCGGGGUUUCCCUCUCUGAAGGCAGACACUUUGUGCUUUACGGUCAGCGGUGAAUUCUGCUCCUUCAUCAUCAUGCAGCUGGUGCAAAAAGACGGACCUACAUGUUGAUUAUAUUUCUUCACCGGUGUUUGUCUGAAUGAGAGAACACCUCCCCUGCCUCGGCUGGACAAGGACUCACAUCCUGGAGCUGCCUCACCUCAUCCGCCGGUGUUCAGUAUGAUAUGUUGAUGACAUUUGUUGGAAGUGGUCGUGCCUUUUGUUUUCAUUUCGGGAUAUGCGGAUCCGUGAAAUCACCGUGACGAGCGGACGUUUAAUUCAGCUCCUAAAAUGAGGAAGCGUUUUCAUAAAAGACCCAGAAAAUGGCAAGAAGGUCUCGUCGUCCGUGGGCCCGGAUCUGAGUGAAAUGAAAAGGAAAGGAGCAAAUGAUUAUUUUCCUACAGAAUGACACCAAAGGAGGUAAAACGGUGGCGGCAGAUGAGACGCAGCAUCAAUGAAGGACAAGUUUUGAGUCUCUCGUAAUGAACAGAAAUACUUUGCAUCUCGACAGCAGAUCGUUUCCCCGAUAUUGAAUGAUUUUUUUUAUGCUUUGGGAAUUUUUCUAAUCCACCAGUCAUCUAUUUUCGCAUUGCAUUCGUUCUCUUUUUCAUUAUAUGUUUGAUUUUUCUUUAUAUUUUUGAUCCGGAUCCAGCCCUGAUUAUUCAAUGGAAGUAUGUUAUCAGCUGCCGGUUUUGCCUCUUGACAGGCCGGUUCCUAAGCAUGUCCUCAGCCGGAGGGGAGCCAUUAGUUUCAGCUCCAGCUCUUCUCUCUUCGGGGCUCCUGAUCCAAGACAGCUGUCACAGAGACGAGGAGCCAUCUCCUACGACAGCUCCGACCAGACAGCGCUGUACAUUCGUAUGCUAGGAGAUGUGAGAGUGAGAAGUCAGGUUGGAUUUGAACCGGAACGAAGGAGCUCCCAUCCGUACCAGUGCAUCGACUUUCGGACUCUUCACACACGGCUGGGAUGUGGGUCUGCAGCUGACUCUGCUCCUGAGAGGAGGGUCCACAGACUGCUCAGCUUCCAGAGGUACCUGCACUCAUCCCGCCUGCUGCGGGGAAUCCCCCAGCAGAUCCCCCUCCACCUCCUGGAUGAAGACUACACUGGACAAGCUAGAUGCAUGCUGGAAAAAGUCGGGACCUGGAACUUUGACAUUUUCCUCUUCGAUAAGUUGACGAACGGAAACAGUUUGAUCACCCUGACCUUCCACCUGCUGAACCAGUACGGCCUGGUGGAGCUCUUCCAGCUGGACAUGGUCAAACUCUGGAGGUUCCUGGUCAUGGUCCAGGAGGACUACCACAGCGACAACCCCUACCACAACGCUGUGCACGCUGCAGACGUCACACAGGCUAUGUACUGCUACCUGCGGGAACCCAUACUUGCCAAGUCUCUGACCUCCUGUGAUAUCAUACUGGGACUCUUAGCAGCUGCCACGCAUGACCUGGACCAUCCAGGGGUCAACCAGCCUUUCCUCAUCAAGACUGACCACUAUCUAUCUACACUGUAUAGGAAUACCUCAGUUCUGGAAAACCACCACUGGAAGUCAGCAGUUGGCCUGCUGAGAGAGACGGGGCUCUUCUCCCAUCUUCCUGCUGAAGACAGCCUGAACAUGGAGAGAGAGCUGGGCUCCUUAAUCCUGGCCACAGACAUCAGCAGACAGAAUGACUACCUGUCCAGGUUUCGCCUGCACCUGGACCAGGGCAACCUGUGCUUAAGCAACGCCAGCCACCGCCACUUCCUCCUGCAGAUGGCUCUGAAGUGUGCAGACAUCUGUAACCCCUGCAGACCGUGGGAGCUGAGUAAACAGUGGAGUGAGAAAGUCACUGAAGAGUUCUUCCAACAAGGAGACAUCGAGAAGAAGCACAAACUUGAAGUCAGCCCACUCUGCGACAGACAGGCAAACUCUGUUGGGAACAUUCAAAUAGGGUUCAUGACGUACGUGGCAGAGCCUCUGUUCGCAGAGUGGGCCCGUUUCUCCGACACACGUCUGUCUCAGACCAUGCUGGGCCACAUGGGGCUGAACAAGGCCAGCUGGGGGAGCCUACUGCAGGAACAAACCUCCGUCUCUGAGGAAGCGGAGCCCAGCACAUCAGGCGCCAACACACAGGCAGCCGCCGCCCGAAGAGACGGCAACGCAGCCACAACUGCGGGAGGAACCAGCUCCAAAGAAAUACCUCAGGGAAGCAGAAAAUCCUGACACUCCUCGUGUGCCCUUUCACCUCAGCCUCCUGACCCCUGACCCCGGCCUCAGGGCCUCGACACACACUGGGGGCCAGGUGGGGCAUGUGACGGCCUGCAGCCCUGCCUCUGCCCCACCUGAUCCCAACACCCUGUUUAUUUUGUUGCUUUUGCCUCCCAUCUUGAUAAACCACUGAUUUUAUUUAAUUUAUUUAAUUUUAAUUCCUUUUUUUGGCAUAGAGCAAUACAUAGAUACCUCAUUUGGCUACUGCUGUAUUUUCUUUAAUUUGCUUUGUUGUAUUUAUUUGUUCACUGUAGUUUUGGCAUUAGAGACUGAACACACCACUCUUUUGUUUUUGUGAACCAUAAGGGGAAAGCAGUAUGAGAAGUGAAGAAGAACCUUUCUUUCUGGUAUUUUGAAGUGCCAUUUGAAAACAAAGAUUUGAAGAAUGGGCUGAACUGACCGAGAUGACUGGAGUAUUCAGACUUUAGACCCUCCUAAGACUUUGAGCCGUGUUGCAUUUGUAUUGAAGAUUCUUCCUCAUGUAAAAAAAAAAAAAAAAAAAUGUGACAAGCCCAGUCCUUUUGCUGCCUCUAUGAAGACUGUUUACGCAUCUCCCUGUCUGUUUGUCCUUUCUUUCCCUGAACUGAACAUGUCGGCUCCACGGUUUGCCUUCGAAGCACAGAUGUGAAGAACCACUCGUUUGAACUGUCAUCCCACUGUUGAAGCCAUGAGCAGAACCUUAUUCAAACACACCAGAUGCCAUAAGUAACUCCGCCUGUGCUACAAUGUGUUCUUGCACUCCUGAAUAAUGAUGGUGUUGGACGUGCAUCCACUUCUCCACCACACCUUGUGAAGGUAUUGUAGAAAUUAGUCCUUUGUUCUGAAACUCUUCCAGCGCUGGUUGAACUCGGGGGUAGCUUCCCACCCAGACUGGAGAUCAGAAACUCGCUGCACAUGCAUCUGAACCUGGAACUCCACUCAGCAGCUUGACUCGCUCAGGGUUUUGCCAGUCUCUUAACAGGAGGGAGAGGAGGAGGAGGAGGAGGAGGGGGAGGGGGAGGAGGUGACUACAGGCGAUGCAAGGUUGUGUUUUUUUUUUCCAGGCUAGGAUCUACUGAAGGAGACUCUCCCUCUCUGCAGAAUGUCUUUCUCAGCCACAUGCAACCUAAAGGACUGCUCGAUUGAUGCCUUAUAACUAUGCACAAACUAUGCUAAGUGACCAAACCAGCUCCUGUUCCCAUCAAGUGCAUGGUGUGCUUGUCUUUGAAUGCACUGUCCAAUCCCUUUGCCUUUUUUUGUUGUGAGGAACAACUCCAGCUGUCCUUUUCUUUCUUUUUUUCUCCUCUUUUGUACGGAAACAAAAUGGUUGAGUGACUUUGAACAUUCCAUUUCUUUGUGUUUGGUUUGUCGACUUUGACUCUGUAUAGUGGCACAACGUGUGUUUGUGUUUAAACAUUUUGAAAGAUAACCGGUGCUUUUCUUACUUUAGCUGAUUUGUAUUUUGCUGUAAGUGCUGUAAGACUGUUGAUAAAACUGUUUACAAUUUGUUGCGACAGCCAUUUUUGGGAUGACUUUAAGUGUCGAGCCAGAUUUUGUAAAGGCUUUGCUGUAUUGACCUUUUUGAUACAUGCCUGUUGCAGUUAAGAUUUGAAUAAUAAAACCUGUUGCUGACAAACGUU
Messenger RNA from Notolabrus celidotus (New Zealand spotty), 4110 nucleotides. RefSeq names its product phosphodiesterase 7A (gene pde7a). Gene Ontology annotation, molecular function: 3',5'-cyclic-AMP phosphodiesterase activity. The record is from RefSeq and is a predicted model, not a curated record. Bases 917 to 2446 code for a protein of 509 amino acids. The transcript is spliced from 12 exons. NCBI's taxonomy places the organism in Eukaryota, Metazoa, Chordata, Actinopteri, Labriformes, Labridae.